Guyanagaster necrorhizus is the source of this 1739-nucleotide messenger RNA. Its product is annotated as NIF-domain-containing protein. NCBI's taxonomy places the organism in Eukaryota, Fungi, Basidiomycota, Agaricomycetes, Agaricales, Physalacriaceae. The coding region runs from base 203 to 1516 and encodes 437 amino acids. The record is from RefSeq and is a predicted model, not a curated record. Gene Ontology annotation, molecular function: phosphatase activity. The transcript is spliced from 4 exons.
GAAAGCGCAAUUCAGAGAAAUUGCCAAUCAACUGCAAACUUGUCGCGGCGCGUGAUUGAAAUCGCAAGCUGUGACCCACCAUCCUCCAUAUCACAAACUGGUUCCGUCCUUGGUCCAUCCCAAGAUACAGACGGAUAUCCCAGUAUUCCAUCUUAUUCCCAUUAUUCGCCAAGUAUUACUCCUUGUUGACGGCGUCGACAGGAUGAAUUCUCUGGCCUACCUGUCGCGCCAGUUUGACGUCCUUGCCUCCGUCAGGACGCCGCCGUCGACACCGACGUCCGAGCAUCAGUCCUUACACCCCGACAGACGAUGCCAUUCGUCCGCUACGGAGUCGCCGCUGCCGCAUGUGAAGCCUUGGUCUACAAAGUCGUUCCUCUUUUCCCCCCAGCCAAACCCUGCCCCAGCCCCAACGAAACGUUCGUAUCCGUCUCGUUUCAUAUCCUUUCCCAACCGAGCUGCCCGUCCUCACCCAGAUUCAUCCGCCACUGUCUCUAUAGAGAUGCAGGUCGUACCAAAGCAGACCUUCCACACACUGUUCAACCGCACAUUCUUCGUUCGGGUCCUCCUCCUCGCCUGGGAUGCCCUCCAGACCGUCUGGACGUCGUGGAUUGAAUCACGCGCGCUCCACGGCCAGCCGAUGAUGUCCAUUCAGGUCGUCGCCGCGUCGCCGGAGAAGGACAGCACAGAUGAAGACACCGAUGAUACUUCUCCUCGUCUGGAUCUCCUGCCAGCUAAGCCAGCGCCACCUCUCCUUCAAUCUUCUCUCUUUCCGUCCGUCAAUCAUUCAUACAUCCAUUCGACCCUUCUCCUCGAUGCCAAGUCUUCGUCUUCGCCGACAUCUACCCCCCAACCGCCAGAGAUCCCUUCGGCCACUCAUUCACGCUCAUCAACACCCAGCCUUACCACCCGAAAGACCCCAUUCCAUCUCCCAAAAACUCUCGUUCUUGAUCUCGAUGAAACUCUGAUUCACUCAACAUCACGCCCUAUGCCUUCUUCGUCCAGUGGCUCCGGGUUUUUCGGCCUGAGCACCUUUACCAGGCGGAAUAAGAGCUCUGGGCAUGUGGUGGAGGUCGUUAUGGGUGGCCGCAGUACCCUCUAUCAUGUGUACAAGAGGCCAUUUGUAGAUUUCUUUUUGCGCACGGUCUCGGGAUGGUACACGCUCGUCAUAUUUACUGCAUCAAUGCAAGAGUACGCGGAUCCUGUCAUCGACUGGCUAGAUGCUGGCCGGGGGAUACUUUCAAAUCGCUUAUUUAGAGACUCAUGUACUCAGCUGCCUAAUGGUUCCUAUACGAAGGACCUUUCAGUUGUCGAGGGUGACCUUGCACGGGUCUGCCUCGUCGACAACUCACCUAUAAGUUACCGUGUCAAUGAAGCUAAUGGAAUACCGAUAGAAGGGUGGACUCACGAUCCUUCAGAUGAGGCCUUACUUGACCUCCUUCCUGUUCUUGACUCUCUACGAUUUACAUCGGACGUUCGUCGUGUGCUAGGCCUCCGUUGUGUAGGAGGUUCCUCAUGAUGCUUUAAUCAUAUUAACUCUGUAGAAUUAUUAUCUGGGUGCUACUCUUCUUCCUUCGCAUUUCAAUUAUAGCGUGUUCGGGCAUCUUCAUUGUCGAUACCAACAGCAAAGACAGCAACGUCCAUAACUUAUGUAAAUCCUGUACAUCAAAAUGUAUCCGCUUCACCUUGUCCGAAAUUCGCUUCCUCAAUAUCGUUUCUUCGAAUAUACAAUGGUGUGUGUA